CGAAGCUGGGCAGGGCUGUACCACGGUACUGUAGGAUGCGCACGUGAUACCCCGCGGAAACACGCGUCGAGCUAACGCGCUCACGACAUCGCAACGGCUGCAUGUGGCAACACUAACAUGGCCGCGACAGAUGGACAUUAUGGGACCGGCCAAUUACCCCUUGCGGGCGCCAUCCUGUGCUGCACCGCCCUGCCGCAUGAGCAGCGUGCACAACUGUCGUCCAUUGGCGCGCAGAUGGGCGCGACCAUCAAGCUCGACCUCACUUCAGACGUAACCCACCUUGUCGCCGGUAAUACCGACAGCGCCAAAUACCGCUAUGUCGCCAAGCUUCGAGAGGAUGUCAAGGUCUUGUCGCCCGCGUGGCUGGAGGCCCUCCGCGAUGUGUGGAUGGAGGGCGAGGACGACAUGGACGUGGCAGGCUUGGAAAAGCAGUAUCGUCUGCCUACCUUCUAUGGACUCAGAAUCUGCCUGACUGGCUUCGACAACCCGGAGCGGCGGAAGUACAUUCAAGAAACGGUCGACCAGAACGGCGCCGAAUACCAUGGCGACCUUACCAAGAACAUCACCCACCUCAUCGCCGCCGCGCCGACUGGCAAGAAAUACGAACAUGCGCUCAAUUGGCGGAUGAAGAUUGUCUCUCUGGAGUGGUUCGAGCAGAGUCUCGAGCGGGGCAUGGUGCUGGAUGAGACCCUCUUCAACCCCACACUGCCAGCGGACGAGCGCGGGAUUGAUGCAUGGAUCCGCAUUGAGGACCCUUCGCCAGCUCUUGGCAAGAGGCUGCGAGAUACUGAACAACCUCAGCCAUUGAACCCCAACCGGAGAAAGCUGCGUCGUGCUGCAAGCACCAAGCUAGGGAUUCAAGGCGACGCUCUGUGGGCAGAGAUCACCACGCCCAGUUUCGAUCAGGGCAGGAAUGAUGAAGACGAGUGGAAAGAGGAUAAUUUGUUCAAGCACACUACGCCACAACAAGACUCGCCUGCAGUCCUUCACGAUGACAAGGCUGCUGAUCGAGUUGAGACGAAGGACGCUAAUGCGCCUACACCCGCUGCAUCCGCCGCACCCGCUCCACAACUAUUAGGAGCAGAUGACAACGGAGGUAUUUUCCAAGGUCGCGUUGUAGUCAUACAUGGCUUCGAUCAAGACAAAACUACCAUCCUGCAUGAACAUCUAGAGAAGAACGGCGCCCAUGCACUAAACAGCAAUAACCUUGAAGGAAUCUCUUCAGAACAUCUUACACGUGGUUUCCUCGUGAUACCGCAUGAUGUUGAGGUCGAUGUUGUGUCUGGAUCUCUUCCGGCACGCGCCGGAACUAUUGGGAACCUUGUUACUAACUGGUGGGUUGAGCGUUGUUUGCAUGGGAAAUGCUUAGUCGACCCCACUACCGACGUCUUAAGUCGACCUUUCGACAAGCUUAGCAUCAACGGUUUCUCUGGCCUAACUGUAAACUCAACGGGAUUUUCGGGGAUUGGGCUCCUGCAUGUGACCAAAGCUCUUACAUUGAUGGGUACGGAAAUAAGUCGGUUGUUUGACUCUAAACUGACAAAUUUGACAGGUGCAACUUAUGACGAGCAGUUGCACGCUAAAACUUCGGUCAUGCUCUGCAACAGCCGAAACCCAACUCCACAGAAAUUAAAGUUCGCCACGGAGAGGCGCAUCCCAGCUGUGCAUGCAGAAUGGCUAUGGGAGUGUUUGCGUACUGGCGCAUUACAACCUUUCAGCAAUUUUCUGCUGAACACAUUUGCACCACGCCAACCUCAGAAGAUCAUGCCUAACCCGCAAGCGUUUGAGAAGCUGACGGUCGCCCCCCCGAAAGAGGACGACCCAAAGCCUCGUGAGCAGCAAAGGAGGACAGAUGCACCGAAAAUGGUGACAAAACCCCAUCAUUCCCGCGCUCGGGGGCCACUGAAACCUCGAGUUCUUGAUCUUGCUCUUUCGGCGGAAGGAACACCUGCUUCUACGACUGACCCAUUGACCUUACCAGCAGACAGCACUAGCCAUGCUCGAGCUUUUGACAAUGAUGACAAUCUUGGGGGGUUUGACGGAAAUGCGUCCAUGCCACUUCAUGAUACUGACGCAAACUCAACAAGACGUCCAUCAACCUCACUAACAGGGCUUCUCACUAACGACAGGUCGAAAGCUAGGCGCAGAAGCUCUUCGGCUGAGUCCUUGAUUAGAGCUGCGCCUGCACCACGUGUCUCGAAGACAGCUCGAGAACCGACGCCUGACUCCGUAAUACCAGCACCUUCUGAGCCGCAAGCACAGGUGCCAGCGCCGGUGCCAGAGCUUGACACCGAGCCUCUCGCACAGGAGCCCAUCGAAGAAAAAGACUAUUCCGAUCUGCUCACUAAACUGCGCAAUAACAGAAAAGCUGCUCCUACUCCAGAAGACCAAGCCGAUGAGAAGCGACGUAGACGCCGCCAACUUGGCCGUGCACCAUCUGCGCGCUCAAUAGGUUCCGCAGGAGAUGCCAGCUCAGGCAACCUGGGUCUGGAUGAAGACGAGGACGAUGAGACAGUCGUAAUCAAUGAGUACCAGCCCAGCCAAGUUUUAGGCUGGGAUAGUCCCGGGGCGGCCAAGGCAAGAGAGGUAAUGAUCAAGAAACUAGGCGGCACUUUGAAAGACAAGAACGUCCCGGUAAAAGCCAUUGGCGGUGCAAUGGACGGGCCAAGCGAGAGCGGCAUGACCAGUAGAGCAGGGAGGAAGAGAAGACCUGGUUUCUAAGGCGGUUGUCUGCAAAGCGGUAAGAGGGCUUAAUUGUGCACUGCUCGGAAAUCCAAGCACACUAAAAAACAACUCCCGCAC
Messenger RNA from Boeremia exigua, 2802 nucleotides. RefSeq lists its product as uncharacterized. Gene Ontology annotation, biological process: mitotic DNA replication checkpoint signaling; mitotic G2 DNA damage checkpoint signaling; DNA replication initiation. The coding region runs from base 118 to 2721 and encodes 867 amino acids. The record is from RefSeq and is a predicted model, not a curated record. NCBI's taxonomy places the organism in Eukaryota, Fungi, Ascomycota, Dothideomycetes, Pleosporales, Didymellaceae. The transcript has 6 exons.